CCGACUCUACUUAUGACACCUUUGUUAUGGAACUCUGAAAUCUGACCCUAGCAGUGAUGGGGGGUGGAUUGUUUUUGUCUGUAGACUUUACUACUCUUAUGUAAAUGCUCAGUAUUCUCAUGUUCUCAGUGUCUAUGGUCUUAUAAGACUGCAGGAUGGUGGAUGAAGGAGCCAGCCAGCCAUUGCUGGGCCACCCAAGCCCUCCAGCAUGCAAUGAUCCAACAUACAGACGUCUCUGGAGGAAGAUCUUCUCAUGGCAGGUUCUGAAGAUUGUUCUUCUGGGACAAUUGUUGUCUCUCUUCUUAUGUGGAACAUCAGUGGCCAGCCAGCUCCUUGUAGAUAAUUAUAUGGUGGACACUCCGGUAAUGCAGAACUUCAUCUCCUAUUUUCUGCUGUCUCUUCUUUAUACCGUCUGGUUGGCAGGUAGAUCAGGAGAAAGCGGACUUCUGUACAUACUGAAAAACAAGUGGUGGAAGUAUCUAUUUCUGGCCGUGGUCGACGUGGAAGCCAACUAUUGUUUGGUUAAAGCCUUCCAAUACACCACCCUUACCAGUGUUCAGCUUCUGGAUUGUGUUGCGAUCCCUGCAUUGAUGGUCCUUUCCUGGUUUAUACUUCGUUCAAGAUACAAAUGGAUCCAUUACGUUGCAGUUGGUGUCUGCCUCUUGGGUGUUGGAACCCUGGUUUAUACAGAUGUCCUCUCUGGAAGAGCAGAUGGCAAAGGCAGUGACAUGUUGUUUGGGGAUUUCUUGGUUAUCCUUGGAGCUUGCUUGUAUGCAGUUUCCGAUCUCUGUCAGGAGUAUGUGGUGAAGAAGUUAUCCUGUGUGGAGUUUCUGGCGAUGCUAGGCCUGUUCGGGGCAUUUGUCAGUGGGAUACAGCUCAUGGCACUGGAAUCAGCCGCUGUUGCCAGCAUUGACUGGAAUUGGAAUGUCGGAUUGCUGUAUGCAGGGUAUGCCUUGUGCUUGUCUGGUUUUUACUCUGUAAUGACUUUUGUCGUUCUACACUCCAGUGCCACCUCUGUCGCUUUAGGCUUGCUCACUUCUGACAUCUAUAGCCUGCUCAUUGGCCACUUUUUAUUUGGCUACAAGUUUUCUGGUCUCUACAUCCUGUCAUUUAUAAUGAUCAUUGUGGGAUUCGUCUUAUACAACAGUGUGACUAUGUAUACUUCCGGGUUUCUGCCAGGGAAGAGUCACGAAGAGACUGAGAAAAAUGACACAGAAGAGGUGGAGGCACCUUUGGAGUCCGUUACUCCUCUGGAGAAUGUGUCCAGGCAGCUCUGUACCGUCAUCGUGGACUCGGCUCAUUAAUGGAUUUUAAGUCAUAAAAUAGAUUUUUAGGAGGAUGGAGAGCUUUCCAUUUUUUUUAGGGCACAGACAGACCACUGCCAAUCAUGUGGGAUUAUUGCAAUAACCACUUUCACCCCCUUCCUGCCCAGGCCAAUUUUCAGCUUUCAGUGCUCUCACACUUUGAAUGACAAUUACU
Molecule: messenger RNA, 1479 nt
Organism: Rana temporaria (common frog)
Lineage: Eukaryota; Metazoa; Chordata; Amphibia; Anura; Ranidae
Product: solute carrier family 35 member F2-like
Exons: 8
Coding region: 156-1304 (382 amino acids)
Biological process (GO): transmembrane transport
Cellular component (GO): membrane
Molecular function (GO): transmembrane transporter activity
Source: RefSeq, a predicted model, not a curated record